Messenger RNA from Pongo pygmaeus (Bornean orangutan), 4159 nucleotides. Its product is annotated as conserved oligomeric Golgi complex subunit 8. Lineage: Eukaryota; Metazoa; Chordata; Mammalia; Primates; Hominidae. Gene Ontology annotation, molecular function: peptide deformylase activity. The transcript is spliced from 5 exons. Gene Ontology annotation, biological process: intra-Golgi vesicle-mediated transport; N-terminal protein amino acid modification; peptidyl-methionine modification. The record is from RefSeq and is a predicted model, not a curated record. Bases 1 to 1938 code for a protein of 645 amino acids. Gene Ontology annotation, cellular component: mitochondrion; COG complex.
AUGUGCCUGUUUCUUCCUGUCCUAAGUUCGAAGUCAGCGCCCCCUGUGGUCCGGAGGGGAAGUGACGUUGUUGCUGGGAAGAUGGCGACCGCGGCGACUAUCCCAUCGUCGGCCACGGCCUCGGCCACGGCCACGGCCACGGCAGCGGCUCUCGGCGAGGUGGAGGAUGAAGGGCUCCUGGCGUCGCUGUUCCGGGACCGCUUCCCCGAGGCCCAGUGGCGCGAGCGGCCCGAUGUGGGCCGCUACCUCCGGGAGUUGAGCGGCUCGGGGCUGGAGAGGCUGCGGCGCGAGCCCGAACGCCUGGCGGAGGAGCGGGCGCAGCUGCUGCAGCAGACGCGCGACUUGGCUUUUGCCAACUACAAGACCUUCAUCCGCGGCGCCGAGUGCACCGAGCGCAUCCACCGCCUGUUUGGCGACGUGGAGGCGUCGCUCGGCCGCCUGCUCGACCGCUUGCCCGGCUUCCAGCAGAGCUGCAGGAACUUUGUGAAGGAAGCCGAGGAGAUCAGCUCUAACCGCCGGAUGAAUAGCCUGACCCUAAACCGGCACACAGAAAUUUUGGAAAUACUGGAGAUUCCUCAGCUCAUGGACACCUGUGUCCGGAACAGUUAUUAUGAAGAGGCCCUGGAGCUUGCAGCCUAUGUACGCCGACUGGAGAGGAAAUACUCUUCCAUCCCUGUCAUCCAGGGCAUCGUGAACGAAGUGCGCCAGUCCAUGCAGCUGAUGCUGAGCCAGCUGAUCCAGCAACUGAGGACCAACAUCCAGCUUCCCGCCUGCCUCCGUGUCAUUGGCUACCUGCGGCGCAUGGAUGUCUUCACUGAGGCUGAGUUGAGGGUGAAGUUUCUUCAGGCCCGAGAUGCUUGGCUCCGGUCCAUCCUGACUGCCAUUCCUAAUGAUGAUCCCUAUUUCCAUAUCACAAAAACCAUCGAGGCCUGCCGUGUCCAUCUCUUUGAUAUCAUCACCCAGUACCGUGCCAUCUUCUCAGACGAGGACCCACUGCUGCCCCCUGCCAUGGGUGAGCACACUGUGAAUGAGAGUGCCAUCUUCCAUGGCUGGGUGCUACAGAAAGUCUCACAGUUCCUGCAGGUGCUGGAGACCGACCUUUACCGGGGCAUAGGCGGCCGCCUGGACUCUCUACUGGGCCAGUGCAUGUACUUUGGGCUGUCCUUCAGCCGGGUGGGAGCUGAUUUCCGGGGUCAGUUGGCUCCUGUUUUCCAGCGGGUGGCCAUCAGCACUUUCCAGAAAGCAAUUCAGGAAACAGUGGAGAAAUUCCAGGAAGAAAUGAACUCCUACAUGCUCAUCUCAGCUCCAGCCAUCCUGGGCACCAGUAACAUGCCUGCUGCUGUGCCAGCCACCCAGCCGGGGACACUGCAGCCACCCAUGGUGCUCCUAGAUUUCCCACCCCUCGCCUGCUUCCUCAACAAUAUUCUGGUCGCCUUCAAUGAUCUGCGCCUCUGCUGCCCUGUGGCCCUGGCGCAGGAUGUGACUGGGGCCUUGGAAGAUGCCCUUGUCAAGGUAACUAAAAUAAUCCUGGCCUUCCAUCGCGCUGAAGAGGCUGUCUUCAGCAGUGGGGAGCAAGAGCUCUUCGUCCAGUUCUGCACUGUCUUCCUGGAAGACCUUGUUCCGUAUUUAAAUCGCUGUCUCCAAGUCCUUUUUCCACCAGCUCAGAUAGCACAGACUUUAGGCAUUCCUCCCACUCAGCUCUCCAAGUACGGUAACCUAGGGCAUGUGAACAUCGGCGCCAUUCAGGAGCCCCUCGCCUUUAUCCUGCCAAAAAGAGAGACGCUCUUCACCCUGGAUGACCAGGCGCUGGGGCCCGAGUUCACAGCUCCAGCACCAGAGCCUGCCGCAGAGGAGCCACGUCUGGAGCCCGCGGGCCCAGCCUGCCCGGAGGGAGGGCGAGCGGAGACGCAGGCGGAACCGCCCAGCGUGGUGCCCUAGCCGGCGUCCCCUGCCUCCAGAACGCGGUGCGUAAGGUGCCCGGCGCGGGGCGGCCAGGACUGCCUCGCCCUGGAAGGUCCAGGGCGGGCUCAGGAGGCAGGAAGACGCUCCCGAGAGGAGAGCGGAAGGGGGCGGUGCUCACUGCCAGUCUAGGCAGGAAGGCGGGGAUCUAGUCGCGGCAUCGCUGUGCGCUGGCCGACGGCGCUUCCCGGCGUGCCCCGCGCUGCGUCCGGAAGGGGCGGGCCGGGUUACUGUUGCGGGGGCCGCCAUGGCCAGGGUGUGGGGAGCGCUGAGUCUUCGGCCACUGUGGGCGGCCGUGCCGUGGGGAGGGGCGGCAGCCGUCGGUGCCCGGGCCUGCAGCUCCACGGCCGCCCCGGACGGCGUCGAGGGCCCGGCGCUCCGGCGCUCCUACUGGCGCCAGCUGAGGCGCUUGGUGCUGGGUCCUCCCGAACCGCCGUUCCUGCACGUGUGCCAGGUUGGGGACCCGGUGCUGCGCGGCGUGGCGGCCCCGGUGGAGCGGGCGCAGCUGGGCGGGCCCGAGCUGCAGCGGCUGACGCAACGGCUGGUCCAGGUGAUGCGGCGGCGGCGCUGCGUGGGCCUAAGCGCGCCGCAGCUGGGGGUGCCGCGGCAGGUGCUAGCGCUAGAGCUCACCGAGGCGCUGUGUCGGGAGUGCCCGCCCCGCCAGCGCGCGCUCCGCCAGAUGGAGCCUUUCCCCCUGCGUGUGUUCGUGAACCCCAGCCUGCGAGUGCUUGACAGCCGCCUGGUCACCUUCCCGGAGGGCUGCGAGAGCGUCGCCGGCUUCCUGGCCUGCGUGCCCCGCUUCCAGGCGGUGCAGAUCUCAGGUGCGGGCGGCGGGGCCCGGGGCGGCUGGAGCAGCGCGCGCGUCUCUUGCGCCCGACGCCGGCGAGAGCACAGAAGUGGUCGCGGUUCAUACGCCAGACCUCCCACAGGAGCGAAGUGGGAUGCGGGAGCGGAGAGGCCUCAGGACGGAUAGAAGCUCCUGUGGGGCAGAGCCCGCUCAGAUAGGACGCAGGGGCGAGGAGAGGUCCCCUGAUUCCGCUGUUACCUGACAGCCUGGCGUCUGCUUUCUGCUCCCUUGCUUUCUGAGGCAAACACCCUCUUCGGCCCCAGUUAAGUCCGCCACGGUGGAGUUGGAGAAGUGGGGGUUAGCCCCCCAGCCUGACCCAGCCCAGGGGGCUAGGCCAUUCCCCACGUGGUACCACAGGAUGUCUCGGGGAAUGCGGGCUCUGCUGGGGUCGGGGUGAUUGUUCCUGCAGAGCAAGGCCGUCGGUUCAAGAGGGUCAGAAAAACAGUGGGGUCUCAAGCUGCAGAACCUCUGUUAGGAGUUAGGAGCCCACAGGUACCUCAGAAGUGGGAGGAGUGUUCGGAAGGGUCGCACCGUAGAAAGAUGAUUUCUCAUCUCAGCUCUACAGUGAGCUCGAUAACCUAAUUACCAGAGUUGGGAACCAGGUUGAACACUUGGUAAUGGGCCGAGAUGAGGCACGUUUUCCAGUUAGAAGAGGAGCUGCUGUCUACAUUUGCCAUCUGCUGUUGCCUCUUGUCAAUGGGAACAGCCAGGACCUGGGGCAGGGGUAAGGAGGUACAGGAUGAUGCAGUUCAGCUGUUCCCACUCACCAGGGCUGUAACUUCCUUUGCAGGGCUGGACCCCAAUGGAGAACAGGUGGUGUGGCAGGCGAGCGGGUGGGCAGCCCGCAUCAUCCAGCACGAGAUGGACCACCUGCAGGGCUGCCUGUUUAUUGACAAAAUGGACAGCAGGACGUUCACAGACGUCUAUUGGAUGAAGGUGAAUGACUAAAGCUUUGCUACUGGGGCUGAGGAUUCCGGAUACCAAGACGCAAACACUUUCACUUUGAGCUGGGCGCAUCUUACUUGGCAUCAACUUGGAUGGCCCGCAUAUGACAGGAAACUGGAUUGCCAAGGCAUGGCAGACUGAGCUGGAGGAAGAUGUCAGAAAUGUUUGCCCUGAAAUCAGUUAUGGACGAAAUAUUGUCUACAACUUGAGAAGAAAAAUCACCCCCAAAGGAGUGGACAUUUCCUAACAAUUCUGUAUGGAGGAAGGUGGGGUAAUUGCAUUCGUCUGCAGUAGACACGAGUUCCUCGGACCUGUAUAAUCUACUCCCAAAGCCAAGGUUUGGUAAUAAUGUAGUCCCCAAAUACCUGAAAGCUGUCUUUAAAAAAUGCAGGUAAGCAUGUGACUGGC